AGUGCGGGCAGGUGCGUCGUCCAGAGUAUAAUAGUUUUGCCAACUUUUACGACCGGUCCAGUGUCCGGAUGGCAUUUGAUUGGUGGUCAGCAUGUCCAAGUUGUUGACAGUUGCGUUAGUUGGAUUAGUGGUGCUGCUGCUGCUGCUGGGUCGAGCAUCCAGUGGGGAAGUUGGUGAAAACUUUCCGAGCAGUGCCGACAUUGUGGACAUCUUUGGAAAACUGCUCGCCAGACAACAGUCGGAGGCGAACGCCACGAGAUGUGAACUUCAGCUGCAGGAGUUUUUCGAGGGUUUGGCGAGCUUAAAGGAGUACUGGGCAAUACAAAUGUUUGACGCGUGGGGAAAGAUUCCAUCCGGAAUCCUGAGCGGUAACUUUUAUUCCCUCGGAGAUUAUGACCAGUGCCGGAAGGCGGCAUCGCCGCCAACGAGCGCCGGACUCAUCCGUGGUCGCUACUGCCAGGUGUCGAUUCCGCUGAGCUUCUUGUUCUCGGCGCUGGGGAAGCAAUCGGGACGGGGGCUUCCGAGCAGUUCCAGAGCCCCUGGACUAUCCAUGGGAAGCUGCUUGCCGGACUCUUGUGAUACUUCCGAGUUAAAGCCGUUAAUGGAUGCGACUAUUGGUGUACUGCUUAAUUCGACGAACCUCGGAGUGACUUGUGACGUAUCUGUUCCGGACGUUGGCACCAAAGAAAUUGUAGCCAUCGUGAUCUUCAGCGCAGUCGCCACUCUGAUGGUUUGUAGCACGGUGUACGACGUGUUUGCCACCUUGACCGGUAGAACCGCUCGGCAAGCGUGGACCAUGUUCUCCGUGUACUCGAACGGAGUGAAAUUGUUCACGAUUGCGCGGCGACCGGCGGCGGGAACUUUGUACGUCAAAUCGGACCAGAUCGACUGUCUCAAUGGAAUCCGGGUGCUGUCGAUGGUGUGGAUCGUGUUCUGCCACAACUACAUGACGAUCAUAAUGUCGACGAUGAGCAACGCGAUAGGAAUUUAUGAUUGGAUCAAAUCCUACCAUAGUAUGCUGAUCGUCGGUGGAACGGUCUCCGUGGACUCGUUCUUCCUGCUGAGUGGAAUGCUGAUCGCUUGGAGCGUCCUGAAGGAACUCAACACGCGCCGCAAGCUGAACGUCCCACUCAUGUACCUGCACCGGUAUCUCCGGCUGACGCCGGCUUUUGCCGCGCUCCUUCUCUUCACGUGUACCCUGAUGAAGUACUGCGGGUCGGGGCCUUUUUGGAGCACGCUGAUCAAGAGUACGGAGGACGCUUGCGACGAGUACUGGUGGUCUGCGCUGCUGUACGUGCAGAACUACGUCAAUCCGAAGCGGAUGUGCCUCGGACAUUCGUGGUAUCUGUCGGUAGAUAUGCAGCUGUACCUGCUGUCUCCGUUGAUCGUCUAUCCGCUGUGGAGGUGGGGUCGCCGAGUGUUGAUCGUGAUCGCUGGGUUGAUUCUGGCCGCGAUGGGGUGCGUUGUGGGUUCGUUUCUGGCGAACGAUUUGCGGUUGGCGUUUGUCGAUGCGGGGAGGACGGACCAGAGCCGGAUGGCUCUCACGUAUCAACCAACGCAUACGCGGAUGGGAGCGUGGCUGCUUGGGGUUAUUUUGGGGUAUGUGUUCUUCCAAACUAAACACAGAAGGGUUGUAAUGUCACGAGUGGUGGUAAUCGUUGGUUGGGCAGUGUCGCUGAUCGCUAUGCUGGCUAUCAUUUUUGGAGACUACCCGUUCCAGCAGCCGGACAGCUAUAUGGACCACAGCAUCGCGUGGGAUGCGAUGUACGAGUCUAUGAACCGAGUCGUUUGGGCCGGAUGUCUCGGCUGGAUCGUGUUUGCCUGCAUCAACGGUUACGGAGGUCCGGUGAACACCCUGCUUAGUCUUUCAGUGUGGCAACCUCUGGGUAGACUCUCGUACAGCAUCUACCUGCUACAUCUACCCCUCCAGUUGAUGCUGGCCGGAUCACGGCGAAACUCCGUCCACUUUGACGAUGUAACCGCCAUCCACAAGUUCUGGGGUGACUUUGGUCUCACCGUGACCCUAGCUGUACUGUGGUCGCUUGCGUUCGAGUCUCCAAUCGUCGUGCUGGAGAAGCUUCUCUUUGGAUCUCUGAGGAAAUCCACCCCCGACCAACCGCUCGUUCCCGAAAAUCAACCCCGGAGAGACUCCGGAUCUGCCUCGACGGCGAGUCUUCCCGGAAAAGAUCCACCGGCGUGAACGAGGACGCCCGCUCUGGGAAAAUUAAAUAAACGUUACCAAGUCGUUGUAGUC
Culex quinquefasciatus (southern house mosquito) is the source of this 2254-nucleotide messenger RNA. RefSeq names its product nose resistant to fluoxetine protein 6. Lineage: Eukaryota; Metazoa; Arthropoda; Insecta; Diptera; Culicidae. Bases 92 to 2200 code for a protein of 702 amino acids. The transcript has 6 exons. Gene Ontology annotation, molecular function: acyltransferase activity, transferring groups other than amino-acyl groups. The record is from RefSeq and is a predicted model, not a curated record.